CUCUUUCAUAACUCUAAUUUGUUCAGGGUUUCUCUAUCUUCUCUGAAUAUGAGAGUUAUUGGAUCAUAUCUAGAGAUGGACACCCUAGAAAAUGAGCUAUCCAUAAAAGAACAAGUUCGAGGUGCAUUACAUAACAUGUUUGAAGUGAAGGCUCCAUCAAUUUGGCAAGAGCUGCUUACAAUGUCACAACCAUGGCUUUCCCUACUCAAUAUGAUUAUACUACCCCCUGCUUUAUUCCUGAUUCUGAAAAGCAUAAUGAGCUCACGUUCAUUUUGGACUUGCAUUAUAUCGGUUUUUUUCGUCGUUUCUAUGGUCACUACUUAUAACAGAAUAUAUCAGGAGAAGCUGGCACAGCGUAUGGCGGAAGCGAUGAACAGGAAAGCAGAUGCAUGUGCACCCAACAGUAUCUUGGAACAGUCUCUCGAAUAUCUUUCCAGUUUUAUUUUCUUCCGAAAGAAGUCCCCUUGUCUUGCCUUCAUUGAGUCUCAGACGGUCUCUCUAGUCGCUGAAAUAUCGCUGCUAGAUGUAUUCUCUGACGUCAUAUCCAACAGUAUAUUUGGUGUUCUUGGUAAUCUCGGUCGACAUACUAACCGAUUCUUUAGGGAGUUUUACGAGAAUGUACCCCUACCAGCCAUGUUAUUGAUGACCGUUACAUUGCAGCUCCUUUUAGAUUUUUGCGACUCAAGUUUAUCUAGCCUUUUUCCAGUUUUAUCAACCAUUCGUUACACAGCCGGUACUGUUGCCAGAUGUGUUGAAGGGUCUCGAUCUGCAAACGAAAGAAUUGAGCAAAACCAUCGGUAUAAAGCAGUCCGAGGUUCGAAAUUGGAAAAUCCUUUAUCUAAAUAG
Haemonchus placei is the source of this 846-nucleotide messenger RNA. The record is from the annotation of a GenBank genome assembly. Lineage: Eukaryota; Metazoa; Nematoda; Chromadorea; Rhabditida; Trichostrongylidae.